AUGACAAUCAUCUGGCCACUAGGCCUACUACCCACCUUCAUUCUUCUGGCUGCCAGCACUCUUUCCUUCAAUGAUUCCAUCUGCGUAUGGGCGCAGUUUGAUCUUCAGGACUACAUUCUCAAUGCGCCCUCAUGCAGCAUUACAGAUGAGCUUGAUGUCCAAUGUGACUUUAGUAACAUUGAGCCCUCUGAUGGAAACAUUGCUAGUUUCAUCACUGGCUUUGAUAAUUGUCAAGGAGCUGCUACUCGCGAUUCAGAGUUGUCUCUUUCAGCUACCAAUGGAGCUGCUACCAGCGGCGACUACAGUGUCAUCAUUGAUAUCAAUACCGAUUUCGAUUUGACCAAUGGAGAGUCGGAAACUUUUGACUUUUGUCUCCUGACCCAUCUGCGCGAUGCAAACAGCAACCUCAUGAUUUAUCAAGGCCAGAAGAUCAGCUCUACCUUCACGUCGAAUGCAGAAUUCACAGUUUCGGACAUCAAUACGCAAGUCUUUGAUGGUGUGGGCAACGAAGUGGAUUCUGAUUCAAAGAUAUUUUCUGUCACUGCCCGUCGCUGCGAUCUUAGUCGCAAAGAGAUCGCCUCGCCAGCCUUGGGCGUUGGUGCGACAUUGUUCAUUUGCAUUGAUACUCGAUCCCCCAACGUGGUGGUUGCUGCUGUGAACGGUUUUUAUGGACGAAAGAUCAACGUUCCCCAAACAGAUUUGUUGUUAGGAAAUACCGAAAUUCUGGGUCUAGGUACAGAUGCCAUUGUGAUUGGAACCCGCCCUUUUGUGAAAUUCUUUGGUGAUACGACUCCUAUAGAGGUCUUUGGAACAGUGACUCUUGAUAUUGGUAACAACGGUGUUCGAUCACGUCAGCUGGUACGGAUGUUGCAAGCAGACGGUGAAGAAAACUUUGAUGUCGAAGUAGACGUGGAGGUGCAGCAAGAAGUAUCUCCGGCACCAAAUCACUCGAUUAGUACCAGGACGAUAAUGGGUGCUUUGCUGAUUGCCUUGAUUGCCUUGUAG
Cylindrotheca closterium is the source of this 1005-nucleotide messenger RNA. Lineage: Eukaryota; Bacillariophyta; Bacillariophyceae; Bacillariales; Bacillariaceae. The record is from the annotation of a GenBank genome assembly.